Molecule: messenger RNA, 2484 nt
Organism: Tinamus guttatus (white-throated tinamou)
Lineage: Eukaryota; Metazoa; Chordata; Aves; Tinamiformes; Tinamidae
Source: RefSeq, a predicted model, not a curated record
AUGUCUGAGCACACGCUCCUCCUGGUCCUGACACUGCUGGGGUACAUGGGGGUGUCACCAGUGCUGGGCACCCCCUUCACCUGUGACUUCGAGGAAGGUGACUGCGGCUGGCGGGACGUGAGCACCUCGUCGUACGCAUGGGUGCAGAGCCGGGCCAGCCUGGCCGCCUGGGGCACGGGGCCACACUCGGACCACACCGUGGGCACUGAUCUGGGCUGGUUCAUGGCUGCAGCAGAUCCCCCCGGAAAGACAUCGGCCACAGCCUGGCUCCAGUCUCCAGUGAUGCGGGAAGCGUCUGCCACCUGUGAGAUCCAGGCGUGGUAUCACCUCUCGGGAAGCGGUGAGCAUGCUGGGAUCGCAGCAGCAGGCCCAGCCCGGCUUGGGGUGCUGCAGAGCUCUGGUUGGGGCACUGCAACGGUGGAGCUGUGGCAGAGCCCCGAGCGUGGAGCUGAGGGCUGGCACGAGCUGGUGGCCUACCCGGGUCGCACCACGGGGCCCUUCCAGCUCUCCUUCUCCGUGACGCCGUCGCCCGCCCUGGGGACACAGCUGGCGCUGGACGACAUUGUGUUCAGGAACUGCGGCUUGCAGAGGCCGGGCAGGCAGGUGUGCGAGGCUGAGGAGGGUGAGUGCCAGCGCGGCUCCUGCGUGGCCCUGGAGUGCUUCUGCGAUGGCACCGACGACUGCGGGGACGGCUCGGACGAGGCUGCAUCGCAGUGCCGUGAGCAGCGGGCACCGCGGUGGCGGGGCUGGCUCCCUGCCCCGUCCCCGCGUCACCGCUCCCUUCCCUCGGCAGAGGCGUUCGACGCGUGCACCUUCGAGAGCGGCCUGUGCCUCUGGGAGGCGGAGGCCGGGCCGGCCGCGUGGCAGCGAAACAGCAGCGCCAACCUGGCACCCACCCCCGGCCUCCCCACGCGUGACCACAGCAACGGCAGCAGCGCAGGUUAUUUCCUCCACAUGGGCAGCGCCGAUGGGGUGGCCUGGCUGAGCAGUCCCAGUUUCCAGGCCACCAAUUCCUGCUCUGUGCUGAUCGAAGGGGUGGCCGGUGACGCGGGGACCGUGGCCCUGGAUGACCUGAUCCUCUCCCCAGACUGCAAGGAGGAGCAGGAGCUGUCUUGCAACUUCGAGACGGGCAUGUGCGGCUGGUACCAGGAUCAGCGCAGUGACUUCCAAUGGGUCCGGGGCUCGGAGCAGGGCCAGGGACCCGACCACACCACCGGCUCAGGGUACUUCCUCGCCGCGGCCCCCGCCGCAGCCGGGACGCGUGGGCAGUGGGCACAGCUCAUCACCGCUUACCAGCAGCCGCCCGCCGCCGCGCAGUGCCUCUCCUUCUGGUACCGCAUGGCCGGCCCGCAGAUCGGCACCCUCAGCCCCAGGCUGCAGCGUGAGGAAGAGGAGGAGACGGUGCUGUGGACCAGGAGAGGGGCCCAGGGCAGCGUGUGGCACCGGGGCUUCACCACGCUCAACCCGGAGGGAGAGCGCGCGUUCCGGCUGGUGUUCGAGGCGCUGCGCGACGGCUUCGUGGGCAGCGUGGCGCUGGAUGACGUGACGCCGCGCGCGGGGCCCUGCGGCGCCCCGGCCUCCUGCUCCUUCGAGGCCGGCACUUGUGGGCUCGUGGCCAGCGGGCAGCCCACCUGGCUGCGCCAGAGCAGCGACAGCGGCGCCCACGGCCCGUCGGCCGACCACACCACCCGCACGGCCACAGGCCAUUACAUGCUGAUUAACACCAGCAAGGGCUCCUUGCCCACGGGGCAUGUGGCCCUGCUCUCCUCUGAGCUCUACGAGUCCUCCACACAAGCCCAGUGCCUGACCUUCUGGUACCAGCUGGGCGGCGAGGCCCCGGGUUCCCUCAGCGUCUUUGUGGAGGAGAGCGGCACGCAGAGGAGGCAGCUGUUUGCUGUGAGCGCCAUGCAGGGGAGCGCCUGGCACCAUGGCCAAGUCACUGUCCAGGCAGACCAGGAGUGGAGGGCGCUAUUCGAGGCCACGGGCGGCGGAGGGGACGAUGCGUACAUCGCACUGGAUGAUCUGCACGUGGCGGACGGUGCUUGCUCCGAGCCAGGUUCUUGUGACUUUGAGGUGGACAUGUGCGGCUGGAGCAGCCCCACCGAUGACAACCCACACGGCUUCGCCUGGGGUUGGAAGAGUGGAGUCCCCCUGGCCAAAUACCCUGGUCCGGAGCAGGAUCACACCCUGGGCACAAAGGACGGUCGCUACGUGUUCUUCGAUGCCAGUGUGCUGGGCCCCGGGGGCACCACUGCCCAGCUGGAGAGCCAGCACCUGCCCGCAGCUGCAGCCUCCUGCCUCCACUUCUGGUACCACAUGGACAUCCCGGAGCACCUCCCUGGUGGGGAGCUGCGCGUGAGGCUGCACCGGGGGGGGGGGGCCGCGGGCCCUGGCCAGUCCUGCCCUCGCCGCAGGGCUGCUGGGUGCACGGCAGCCCCCAACACCGCGUCACGCAGCACCUGCUCUCCUGCAGAUCGUCUUUGA